CGACCGUUCGCAUGCGACAUGUGCGCUCUGUCCUUCAAUCGUCAGCACGACUUGAAGCGGCAUCGGGAGACGCACUCAGGCGAAAAGCCAUUCCUCUGUAAUGGGGGAUGUAGUAAAACGUUUACGAGGAAGGAUGCUCUGAAGCGCCAUCAG
Stereum hirsutum FP-91666 SS1 is the source of this 153-nucleotide messenger RNA. RefSeq lists its product as uncharacterized. The transcript has a single exon. The record is from RefSeq and is a predicted model, not a curated record. The annotation marks the transcript as partial. Lineage: Eukaryota; Fungi; Basidiomycota; Agaricomycetes; Russulales; Stereaceae.